Messenger RNA from Ostrea edulis (European flat oyster), 1408 nucleotides. RefSeq names its product mitochondrial tRNA-specific 2-thiouridylase 1-like. The coding region runs from base 42 to 1226 and encodes 394 amino acids. Gene Ontology annotation, cellular component: mitochondrion. The record is from RefSeq and is a predicted model, not a curated record. Gene Ontology annotation, biological process: tRNA wobble position uridine thiolation. NCBI's taxonomy places the organism in Eukaryota, Metazoa, Mollusca, Bivalvia, Ostreida, Ostreidae. Gene Ontology annotation, molecular function: sulfurtransferase activity. The transcript has 8 exons.
AGAUAAUGGAAGUCAAUGAAAACGAAAGUGGCUAAAGCAACAUGGUGGUUCGGUCAUUUCAAAGGAUCGUGUGUGGUGUUUCGGGGGGAGUUGACAGUGCUGUGUCAGCGUAUAUACUUAAACAGAAAGGUUAUGAAGUGAUAGGACUGUUUAUGAAGAAUUGGGAUGAGAAAGAUGAAAGUGGACAGUGCUCAACAGAUCAUGACAGAGAUGAUGCUAAAUUUGUUUGUCAGCAUAUUGGAAUUCCAUUCCAUGGGGUGAAUUUUGUCAAAGAAUACUGGAAUGAUGUAUUUAGUCCAUUCCUUAAAGAUUACCAAAGUGGCAGUGUCCCGAACCCGGACAUUGUGUGCAAUAGACAGAUCAAGUUUGGUGUGUUCCUGAGGCAUGCCCUGAAGCAGUUCUCAGCCGAUGCCAUCGCCACAGGACACUAUGCGCGGACAUCUGUCGGGGAAAACCUGCAAUAUAAGGAUUCCAACAUAGGUGUAAAGCUACUGAAAGCCAGAGACUCCUGGAAGGACCAGACAUUCUUCUUAUCACAGAUACCUCAGUCUGCUCUGCAAAGAGUGCUGUUUCCUCUUGGAGAUCUGCUGAAAUCAGAGGUCAAACACAUUGCUUCAGAGGUCGGGUUACAAAGGAUUGCUAGAAAGAGAGAGAGUAUGGGAAUAUGUUUUGUGGGCAAGAGAAAAUUUCCAACUUUUAUAGGAGAGUACAUUGAGCCAAGACCUGGCAAUGUGAUUCAUGUGGAGACAGGAGAAGUGGUGGGAGAUCACCAAGGCAUUCAUCAUUAUACCCUAGGGCAGAGGAUAAUUCAUGUUAACCACGGUCGAUUUGGGAAAUGUUUUAUCGUAGAUAAAAACAAUCUUACACAGGAUAUAAUAAUUGCUCCAGGAACUAAUCACCCAGCUUUAUUUAAUGAGGAAUUCUACACAACAUUACCAAACUGGAUAAACAAAGAACCGACAGGGUUUAGUGACAGUAAGAACUGUGAUUUAGAGUGUCGAUUCCAGCGGAAGGUGCUUCCCGUCCCUUGUAUUGUAAACAAAUGUAGCGGGGAGCAGGUGAGAGUGACACUAAGUGAACCAAUGCGAUCCAUCACACCAGGACAAUAUGCUGUGUUCUACAAUGGGGAAGAGUGCCUAGGAAGUGGGGUCAUCACACAAAAAGGGCCCUCCCUAUACGACCUUCAGCAAGGUCAAAAGAUCACACAUAACCAAAGGAGCACAUAAAAUUGACAAGGAGAUACUGAUUUUAAAGUAUUCUCAGCUGAUGAUGGGACUUGUCAGUGCCAGUUUCUAAAGGCUAUUUGGCUAUUUCAAUACAGUUUCUUAUUUAAAAUAAGAUUUCAGUCCGCAUGUGUAAUUAUGAUAUUUGUUUACAGAACAUGUUAAAGCCUACAAACAUUUUAAAA